This is a messenger RNA of Girardinichthys multiradiatus, 4905 nucleotides long. Its product is annotated as filamin A-interacting protein 1-like. Bases 418 to 2613 code for a protein of 731 amino acids. Lineage: Eukaryota; Metazoa; Chordata; Actinopteri; Cyprinodontiformes; Goodeidae. The transcript is spliced from 2 exons. The record is from RefSeq and is a predicted model, not a curated record.
CUGCGAGUUAGAGUCAGUUUGCAGAGAACUUCUCAUAAUGUUUGGUAUUCCGGAUGGAAUGUCCACAUCACCGGGAACACGACAUUUCCGAGGAUUUUAAAAAAGGACAAAGAACGACCUCCUUGUGCAGGUAUGAAACAAGACACCUUGAUGCCACGACUCAAAUACCACACAAUCAAGAGAGAGAAGAAUGAAAGAGAAAUAUCAACUCUAAGAGCCAUUAAACAAGCUAAAAGCUUUUGUACUACUGCUUGCAACAGAGCAACAACAUUUAAGUGAGGUGGUGGGAGAAGAGACGUAAAAAUCAAGGAUUUGACUGCCACCACCAUUCAAACUGAGAAGCAGGCGUUACAACCCAGUGUAAAGGAGGAGCUAACAUUUCUGCAUCUUGAGGCGAAGCCGCUCAACCGAGUUUCCAUGACGGCCCCGAGCCUGCUGACAGAGGUGGAGGUGCUGAGGAGGAGGGUGGUAGAAAUGGAGGGGAAAGACGAAGAGCUGAUACGGAUGGCGGACCAGUGUCGAGACCUCGACCACAGACUAGCAAACGAGAUCAGGCACUGCCGUGGUUUAAAGUUUGAGGUAGAUAAGCUCCACGGCCGAAUCUGUGAAAUGGAGAGAAUGGAGGAGGCUUUGGGCAAAAGCAAACAGGAGUGUAGUAUUUUGAAGAACAGCUUGGGGAAAGAGAGAGAGUUCAGCAACAUGAUGUCUGGGGAGCUUAAUGCUCUUAGAAUAAGGGUGAGAGAGCUAGAGGCUGUUGAGGGUCGACUAGAAAAGAGUGAAAUAAUUGUCAGACAAGACCUGGGCAAGCUCCGAGCACUGACUGCAGCUCUGGUGGAGGACAGGAAGAGUAUGGCAGAGAAGCUCCGACAGGCAGAGGAAAAAAUCAGUAAGAAAGAGAGCAAGAAAAAUGAGCAUGGUAAUUUGGCAAUGAUGGCAGAGAGGCUGAGAGAGGAAAGGCAGCUGGCACUAAGAUCUAAGGAAGAUUUAGAAGAGAAGAUUAAGGACAUAAUAAUGCAAAAGGAUGAGCUCCGAGACAGACUAAAAACCGAGGAGGAGAGGAACAGGGAUCUACAGAGUAAAAUAACCACAAUGAAGAAAAAGUUAAACCUGUUUGAGAACAGGAAAGAAAAAGAAGAGAAGUACACAAGCAACACUGCCAAUUUGUGUCAAACGGAGGACAACAAAGUUAAAGAGCUGACUAAGGAGGUUGAUGAGCUGCAGAAGAGACUCCAGAAUAAGGAGGUCCUGAAGGCAGAACUGCUGAAAGUGGAGGAAGAUUUUAGAGCCCUGGAGAGAAGGCUGAACGAUGAAAGGAGGAGGUCACAAGCUUUAACAGAAGAGCUAGAGGAGGCAAAGAAGGAGCUUUCCAGCUACAAGCAUGGGGAAAAGGAGGAGAUCAACCAGGAGCAUCUACUUCUUUGCCAUCUUCAGAAAGAACAGGUGAAAUCCAGACUCCUAACCAGAGAAGUAGAUACCCUAAAGGAGAAACUCCAGAAGCUGGUGGGGACAGAGGAGUCAAUCUGCAAGGUCCAGAUGAAUCAGUCAACACUGCAGAAAAAACUGACCCAGCAGGAAGCCAAGAACAAAGAGAUGGCCCAGCAGGUGGACAAGCUGACGAGUGAGCUCAACAGUUAUAGACAAAUCAAGAACUGGACAUCUGCUGCCAACAAACACUUCUCAAACCUUCAUCAGACCACCAACGAAGUGCAGACUGAACCUGAAGAACACCUUGUUUCAGACCACAACAUGCAGAGUAGGAGAUUAAAUAAAGUAAACACAGACAAGCAUCUAAACCACAACACUGAUGUCACAAACAGAGAAAGCACUUUUGUCAGCAGCAUUGACAGCUUCAACACUGCAAAUGACUCCAUGAACAACCAUUCAGAAGUGGAUAUGCAAACAGUUAAUGGAGAGGUGAUGAUGCUGACACACACACCAGGGCAGCCCUUGCAGAUUAAAGUUACACCACAUCAUAUGAUCAGCACAGCCACGCUCGAGAUUACCAGCCCUUCUGGAGACACCAGCACUACCGCCACCCCAAUGAGUGGGACUUCCUCAAAGCAGAGAAUUACCAUUAUUCAGAGCUCAAGUUCACCUGUGGUUAAUUCCAAGAGUCCUUCUUCAAGUUCUGACCGUACUCUCUCCCCAGUCAAUGGAACGUCCAUCUCGCGGGUGUUGAGUCCAAAAUCAUCCCGCUCUGUUACACCCGACAACAACAAUUCACCCAUUCAGAUUGUCACAGUCAGGACAUGUUCUCCAGAGCCAACAGAAGCUGCAAAUCCGGCCAUCUUCUGCAAGACUCCCGAGAGGCCACACAGCUGGCAGCAUCAAAGGUCUAACAGCAAUGACACAAGUCCCAGUAUCAUCACGACAGAGGACAGUAAGAUCCACAUCCAUCUGGGAAGCCCAUAUAUCCAUCCUCUGAAUGGUAUGACCCAAAGCAUCCCACCGCCUGUUGGGCCGUACUACCUUCGGCAUGAGCAAAGGACUCAAGUAAUCGCCAACGGAUGUCACGUGAAAGGUGUUGGCAAGAUCACAAGCAGCAUCACCAUCUCCCCUGCUAAUGCUCAUGCAUCACACUCAAACAUCACCGUUAGUGGUCUUUGUGAUUAGGAGCAAAGAAAUAAUUUUAUGCUUUUUUUCUCAUAUAACCAUUAUAGUCUCUCAGAAGUGCCUUUGGUAAGUCAAUUUAAUAGUAUUUAGAACCUUUAAAAGUAUUUUAAUUGUAACUUGCACACCUGUCAGUAACCACAUAUGCAAUGCAAUUAUUGUAACUCCAUGUUCCAUUGCAAAUUAUUUUCUUAAAAAUGAAAUGUUUUUUUCCUAUUGGAUUAAUUUUGUGAGUAUUUUCAGAGAUAUUUGGAUAACUUUUGAGUUUAAUACAGAACAGUCAUUCAAGUUAGUAUGGAACAAAUAAAAAAGCAAAUGAAAGUCUCUUUAUUAAAUUUACAAGAGCAGAAGAAAUGUCUGAUGCUGCCAAAUGAAAUAAAUUAAUCAAUCUAGUUUCUCUGCAUUACUGGAUUCAUUAGGUCUAGUCAUGGGUUGGUUACUGGAAUCCAGGGAAACCAGGGUUUUGAAAGUUUACAGGUUUUGAAACAACAAAUUUAUUAAAUCGUAAUCUCCCUAAAGUUUAAAGCCCAUUUAAUGAAAAAUCAGGGAAUACAUCAUGGUGACAACAGUUAUUUUUAGCUAUUUCAGGUACAGAGCCCUUCCCCCACCUGUUGCUGUGCACUGCGUGUCAACUGGCUGAAAGACACAAAACCUUUUUAUUUUUUUUAAAGACUUUACAACAAUUUUCUCUUGAAUAGGACAAAUAUAAAUAGGGCCAUACUAAAAAUAAAUCUGGUAGAAACUGCCUGAACAGUUAAUAUCAGCUUGUUAUGUACUUGUUACUCUACUAUAUGAUAGGUUCUACCAUUUAGCAGCACUAACAAAAACUGCUGCUCGUCUGUUCCAAAUAAAAGCAGUGAGAUUGUGUUGUACACUUCCGUUUCAAAUAUCUGUAAGUACUGGGAAAUUGUGAUAUUUGCACGCAAGGCUACUGUACUGUAUGAGUCUCAUAUAGGCCCAUGCCUAAUAAAGACAAAAGAAGCAAAAAGAAUUGAGACCUACAGCAUUUUGCAAUCAGACUUACAGCAUUUUGUUUCAAAGAGCACUGACAAAUGAAUAUGGGUAAGACAGGAUGACAGUCAGCGUAAAGAGUCACAGAAAGCUUAUAUCUUUAAUGAUAUCUUCCCUCUCCAUGUGGUAUUAUGGGCGUGACGUAUGGUCAUACCAGGUUCACAAGGAGAAAUCAGCUAUCCCUUAGCUGAAGUGAAACAAUAUAAAUUCCUUGCAUGAAAAACAAAAAGCUUUCAAAAGAAAAGCCGGACAAAAGUCUACCCAUGAUAUUGCUGAUCUAAGAAGCUACAAAUAUAUACAAGCAUAAUUUAGGUAGGUGAAUCUAACUGUACAUAUUCACAUGUGUUAAUAAAUUAAGAUGAAUUAUCCAAAAAUGCAAUGAAGGAUGCAUGGCAAUGAUGUUCUUUUUGCUAAUGCUUUUCCAAUACAGAUUUCCGGUUUUCUUUAAGGUCUGACCUGCCAAUUCCAAUUUUGACAGAUUUAGAUUUUUCCCCUUUCUUUCUAAGGAGUGCAACAAAUGAAAUAGUAACAUGUGUUGCAAAUUCUGUGAUAUCGGUAGUAAUAGUUUUUAAUCCAACAGAGCACAGACAAGCAUCUAAACCAAAGCUGCAUAUAAAUCAAUGCUUAUAUUCCUAACCAGUUUUGAUUAAAUUCCAAAAUGUUUUCUUGCAAUCAGAACAUGUCGAUGCGCAAAACAAAGCACGAAAUACGUGAUAGCAGGUGAUGCAUUCAACGGCUAAAAUUCUGGGUGUUCUUAGUUUUAAUUCACCAAAUGACAUGGAAAUAAAAAUUUAAAAAAUCAGAUUUUUCCUUAUAUGACCUGCCAAUCACUGAUCAGAAGUGACCAGACCUGGCACCCUUUCAACAUUAUAUAAAAAUGUAACAAAAAAGUACAAUAGAAAUGCUAAACAUAAAUCUGACAGUAAUAUUGUUUACCUAGAAAGCUGCGUGUAUAUUUACUGGCAUAAUUUAUGGAAUUACAUGGAAUCGAAUGUAUUAAAAUAUUUAAAAGGUCAAUCAUAAAUAAGGAAAUAUGGCAAAGAUAUUCCUGUUCUAAAUGGCUGUUUGAGAAUAUAUAGUGUUGUGUUUAUAUUUAUAUCUGAAUGAUAAUAAAUAUACAGACACUUCUUAAUAUUACAUUUACAACAUACCUUGACUAACUCAGCGUGAGAUUGCCUGUUUUUUGUGUAUUAAUGCCAUUUUGCAGCAAUUGUGUUAUUUUUGGCGUUUUGUAUGUGUGACAUCAAAUAUACUUUAUGCAUUAAACCACCCUGAAUAUAAAAA